Molecule: messenger RNA, 588 nt
Organism: Pieris macdunnoughi
Lineage: Eukaryota; Metazoa; Arthropoda; Insecta; Lepidoptera; Pieridae
Source: the annotation of a GenBank genome assembly
AUGGAUCGUAAAAAGAUAAUUAGAAAAUAUACAAAGUUACUCAUUCCACUAUUAGUAGAAGAAUUAAAUGAACUGCUGGAAAAGGAGCAACAGGUAGAAGAUCCCGAUGAAUUCAGAAUGCUUUUAAGAAUGGAUGUACAACAUUUUGACACAUUGUUAGAAAAUAUUACUCCAUUGAUACAAAGGCAAGAUACAGUCAUGAGGGAAGCUAUAACUGCAAAGACUAAACUACAAGUAGCGUUAUGCUAUUUGGUGACUGGCGCGAGCUACCGUUAUUUGCAGGCUUUUUACAGAGUAUCUCGGGCUGCAAUAUCAUCACUCAUACCGGAAGUCAUGGAUGCAAUAUUUACUUAUUUGGAAACAAUUUUAAAGGUACCGCAGAACAAUGAAGAAUGGAAAGAAAUAGAAUUAGGCUCCAGAACAAGGUGGAAUUUCCCUGGUUGCCACAGCGCUAUAGACGGGAAGCAUGUGAUAAUUCAAGCACCACCUAAUUGUGGAACACGUACAGCAAGGGAGCUUCGAGAUAAAUAUGCAGAGUUCUUCAGUGGGGCAGGUGCCGUAUCGUGGCAAAACAGAAUGAUUUCAUAA